This is a messenger RNA of Trichechus manatus latirostris (Florida manatee), 318 nucleotides long. It is a transcript of the gene PROK1, whose product is annotated as prokineticin 1. The coding region runs from base 1 to 318 and encodes 105 amino acids. The record is from RefSeq and is a predicted model, not a curated record. The transcript is spliced from 3 exons. Gene Ontology annotation, biological process: endothelial cell proliferation. NCBI's taxonomy places the organism in Eukaryota, Metazoa, Chordata, Mammalia, Sirenia, Trichechidae.
AUGAGGACGGCUGUGCACGUCUCAAUCAUGCUCCUCCUUAUAACUUUUUCUGACUGUGCCAUCAUUACGGGGGCCUGUGAGCGGGAUGUCCAGUGUGGGGCAGGGACCUGCUGUGCCAUCAGCCUGUGGCUGCGUGGGCUGCGGAUAUGCACCCCACUGGGGCGGGAAGGAGAGCAGUGCCACCCCGCCAGCCACAAGGUCCCCUUCUUCCGAAAACGCCAGUACCACACCUGUCCCUGCUUGCCCAACCUGCUCUGCUCUAGGUUCUUGGAUGGCAGGUACCGCUGCUCUGUGAACUUGAAGAGCAUCAAUUUCUAG